Aaosphaeria arxii CBS 175.79 is the source of this 703-nucleotide messenger RNA. RefSeq lists its product as uncharacterized. The transcript has a single exon. The record is from RefSeq and is a predicted model, not a curated record. The coding region runs from base 207 to 602 and encodes 131 amino acids. NCBI's taxonomy places the organism in Eukaryota, Fungi, Ascomycota, Dothideomycetes, Pleosporales.
CUGCCUGUCAAAGCGCAGCGCACAGCAUCAAUCAACAAAGCAACAAACAAUCAUCGUCAUCCCCACCUCCCACCACCACCAACAUAACGAUCUGCUGCAACAACAGCGAAACGGUCAAAGAUCUUUGCCAUGUCUGGCUACAAUCGCAUUGGUAAGUGCAUUUGUGGCUCCUUAUCCGUCUUUUCCCUCUACAUAGCCCUGUUUCAAUGCCCCCAUUACGACUCCCUUCAACUGCGCCACACCCUGCGGCAACUUUUCUAAAUCGUACUCGCAACUACGGCGUACUUUUCCUUUUAUUAUCGUGUACUCGUACUUGCGUAUUACUGUACCUGGGUAAUUACAGUGGGCAGUGGACACUGGACAGUGGAUUGUGGACUGUGUACCAACAUUCCUGGCCCUUUACACACCUAUUACACCUUCCUCCGUUUGUUCCCCAGAUAUCCUUUAACACUCCGUCGGAAUCACGGCCUCAACCUGACACACUCGCUCCACCAAAACAUCAUCCUCCUCACUCUCCCCAACCCUUCUCUUCUACUUUCCACACCACUCACCCUCUCGUUACGAAUAAUCUUUUAUUUCUACGCCAUAGACUUAAAACUUAAACUAAACAACAUUCCUAACCCUCGCUUUGAGCAGGCUCGUCUGGAGGUGACGACCAUUACGACGACCCCAUGGAUUCGCGACGACCUGGUCGCACUCCCUC